Messenger RNA from Psilocybe cubensis, 1686 nucleotides. RefSeq lists its product as uncharacterized. Lineage: Eukaryota; Fungi; Basidiomycota; Agaricomycetes; Agaricales; Agrocybaceae. Bases 1 to 1686 code for a protein of 561 amino acids. The transcript has 12 exons. Gene Ontology annotation, molecular function: oxidoreductase activity. The record is from RefSeq and is a predicted model, not a curated record.
AUGAAAGUCGCUGUGGUAGGCUCUGGGGUGUCUGGGUUAGCAGCUACAUGGCUCUUGAACGAGUACAGCGACCAUGAAGUACAUCUUUAUGAGUCAGACUACCGACCUGGCGGGCACGCCAAUACCGUGCACUAUGUACCGAACGGGAAGGUUUGGGGCGAGGGUGUUGAUGUCGAUACUGGUUUUAUCGUGUUCAACCCCUCUACAUACCCGAACUUUCUACGUUUCCUUCAGCUCUACCCCACCAAAACGGAAACACGACACAACCUCCUUCCUUCCUGGAUCCAUACAGAGAAGGGUCCCGGUGGCAAUAAAGGAGACCAAGGAAUCCAUAUUCUCCCUACAGAAAUGACGUUCAGCGUAUCCAGAGACCGCGGUAUUUUUGAAUGGGCAGGUAAAAAUCUUGCGACUGUAUUUUGCCAGGCCCGGCGUCUGGUCGACCCAUCAAUGUGGAGAAUGAUUUAUGACGUACUUCGCUUCAAUGUUUGCGCCCGACGAAUGUUACUUAAGGCACCGGACUUGCAAAAAAGCGAGAUGUCCAUUGGAGAAUAUUUGCAACAAGAGGGAUAUUCAGCUGCUUUCCGCAACAACUAUUUAAUUCCAAUGACUGCAGCAAUCUGGAGUACCCCCCCAAAUAGUUGCCUCCUUGAUUUUCCUGCUCGUACCUUGAUCCAAUUUCUUUACAACCACCAUCUCUUGCAAAUCACGGGCAAACCGUCCUGGCUGACGAUUAAAGGAGGCAGCCACAACUACGUGAAUAAGAUCUUGGAGAAGCUUCCUGGCGAGCAAUUGCAUCUAGCUUGUCCAGUGGAAUCUGUUAGAAACGUUGAACGCUCCGAUGGUGGCAAUCCUCAAGUUAUCUUAUCGACGAAAUCUGGGGAAGAGAUAACCUAUGACCAUGUUAUCUUAGCUUGUCACUCUGAUGCAGCGCUAGACAUACUUCGUAAUGGGGGUAUAACAGACGAAGAAGAGCGAAUUCUCAGCCAAUUCGAAUGGAAUCGAAACGAAGCUGUUUUACAUUCCGAUGUCAAGUUGAUGCCCAAGAACCGCAAAGCUUGGUCAUGCUGGAAUUAUCUCUCAUUCACAAAGCCACUUUCUUCUAAUGAAAAAGCUAUGGAAGAAAGAGUAGAGAUUAAUGAGGUUUCCUUACAAACUCUAGAACAUCACCUUCCGGAGUCGAAAUAUGGACCUAUUCUUGUGACUUUGAACCCACCGUUCGAGCCUGAUAAGGACAAGAUUGCAGGCAGGUGGAAGUAUGACCACCCAGUCUUGGAUACAAAGGCUGUACGGGCGCAGAACGAGAUGUACAAGAUCCAAAAUACGCGUUCGAUAUCCUAUGCAGGCGCCUAUCUUAAGUACGGCUUCCACGAGGACGGCUUCACCUCUGGAUUAUUGGCUGCUUGCUCCAUUGAUGAUGACCAGAACAGUUUGCCUUCUGCCAUCGCCUUCACAGCUACUCUCAGCAGCAUGUCUAUUCCCGUUCGUGGGCUAACUGUUCGCCCACCAUUCGAUAUUCAACAUGCUGAUCACCAUCUUCAAUUAAGUCGCAAGGGCACUAGUAAUAGUUUUUACGAACGACUUGGCUGGCUGUUUGACUGGGUUGAACAAUCCGGAAUCAGACAAAUGGUGGGACUUGUCGGUAGUCUUUUCUUGACAGUGAUUGGGUGGUUUCUUGGGAUUAAUUAG